UUUUCUUAUAAUGUAUUUUGAUGUCUCUCUUUUAAAUUUCUUCGGUCUAAGGCUUUCCAAAUCUUGUUUCUCUUUACACUUUCUGCUAUUCGACAUUUACAACCUGCAUUCAAAAAAUUCUACUUGAUCUUCCACGAUUCUUCUGAUUAUUGCAAUUUAUACCGGUUAAUUCAAUCCCGGAAAUUGUCUAGUUUUCCUUUAAGCAGUGACUUCUAUUUGGUGGAAAGUCUACGGUUAUUUGAUACACACAAUUACUUGAGCCGUCAUCAUUCUCCUUUCGAUUAUUUGUAGUUUUUUCUGAAUGGUCAAAAAGUUCAAGGAAAGGUCAAAAUUUAUUUUAUUUUUAUUUUAUUAUUUACUAACCCAAAUUCUACCGCUGAUCAGAAGAAAUCUGAACUAAAUCUCGAAAGUUUCAGUGUACAAUUUGUAACAAUUUUCUGAUAAUUGUCAGUUGGUGAAUCAGGACCUUAAAAAAUACUUAAAAGAACGAUUGAAUGAUUUAUUGUCAAACACGUUCAUUAAAAUAUUGAGUUUGGAGCAUUCAAGCCUGAAAUUGCAUAUCAUUAAAUUCCUGAAAUGUCCAAUCACAAUACAAACUAAGUUUGGUGAAUAUUUAAAUAUCAACUUCUAUAUUGAUCUGCAAAUUAAUGUAAUAAAUUGUACAUCCGUUAUCGGGUGAUCAGUUUCAUAAACUGAGCAGUACGUGUCAGUCUUUGAACAAACCUGCAACUUGAAAGUUGGUUUCUAUUGAGAGCUGAAAAUUUAAAGAAAGAUGCUUAAUUUGGAGCGAUUUGUUGGAAAAGUGGCCGUCGUCACUGGAGCCUCGUCAGGAAUUGGUGUUGCCAUUGUGGAAACAUUGGUAAAACACGGUAUUGUCGUAGCAGGCAUAGCUAGGCGAGCCCACCGUGUUGUAGCGACUGCAGGGAAGUUAAAAAAUGAGCCUGGAAAGCUCCAUGCUUAUAAAUGCGAUUUAACCGUGGAAGACGAAAUAAUUUCCACCUUUAAGGAAAUAAUCAGUGAUUUGGGCGAUAUUCACAUUUUGGUUAACAAUGCAGGGCUGAUGCUGCACACCGAUUUAAUCAAUGGAGAAACGGCCAAAUGGAAGAAGUGCUUUGAUACGAACGUUUUGGCACUUUGUAUUGCUAGCAGAGAAGCCAUUCAAGAUAUGAAAACGAAGGACACCAAAGGUCAUAUUAUUCAUAUAAACAGCACUGCUGGACAUGAAGUUCUAAACAUGCCCAACUCGAAUGUUUAUGGACCUUCGAAAUAUGCCGUAACCGCUAUAACCAUGACUAUGGUAUACGAUUUGGAACGAGAAAAUUUGCCCAUUAAAGUUACCAGCGUUAGUCCUGGAUAUGUUAAGACGGAAUUUCAAGAAGUCGCAAAUGUUCCAGGUUCGGUUUUGCCGAAACUUGGCUUAAAUGGUGUUGAUGUAGCUGAAGCGGUAAUUUUUGCUUUGUCCACACGUCCUGAAGUCAACGUAACUGAAAUCACCGUUCGGCCAUUGAACGCAUGAAAGGACAUUAGAGGAUUUUUGCUGGAAAUUUGCCCAGAAAUGAAAAUAGUUUACGCCCAUAACCAGAAAUGGCCUGCACUGUCUAGCAAUAUAUGAUAUACCUAUGUUUUGUUGGCCUGUAUGUUAUUUAUUUGUAUUGUAAUUAAUCCAUGUUGUAGAAUGUAAGUCUCUAUGAGCACGACAAUAACUGAAGAAAUAAUAAAAUACCCUUUCGCAUGAAAAUCUUAGCGUUUAAUAAUAAGAUGAAAGAAUUAUA
Molecule: messenger RNA, 1772 nt
Organism: Dendroctonus ponderosae (mountain pine beetle)
Lineage: Eukaryota; Metazoa; Arthropoda; Insecta; Coleoptera; Curculionidae
Product: farnesol dehydrogenase
Exons: 6
Coding region: 773-1516 (247 amino acids)
Source: RefSeq, a predicted model, not a curated record